GGGGAACGGGUGAUGUGUAAGCCGAACUAGAAACCAACCUCCAGUGGCUUUCGUCACCUUGCGCCAUGAUGGCGUGCGAGUCCGUAUCGAACACAAAACGAGUUUCCCUGUGCUGUGCAUACCGAACUCACCUUCUUGAAACAUAAUCACGCAAUUUGAGACACCCCCCCACGGGACAGACCUCACGAGAUAGCAUAUCCGCAUUUUUAACAAGGACAGAACAUCCGUGGACGCGCCCUAUUUGCCACUGGCAUCCCUUGGACCCUCUUCCAAUCCACUGCUGAUGUGCCUAGCGACACAGAUCCUUGUGACAGAUCCAUUUCCGCCGAACCCUUUUGACGUCUCAUGCUUCGGUCUGGAAGCUAUGGGUUGCGAGGCGCCGCUACUCACGAUCAAUAUCACUUCGUACGAUAUGCAAUAUUCGUGCCUGGUUCUUCCCAUCAAGCGUUUUCUGCUCUCAUACUACUCAGUCAAUGUCCCAGUCUCACGUACGCAUUGGAACAACUAUCACUAAUCACUAUGAAUACCCUCGACGACCAAGAACGGCGACCUUUGCUCUCUCCCACGUCGUCCCGCUUACCAUCGACGGCUACGACCUCGGACAGCAAGCACCCGCUUUCUCAAGUAGAAGGGAUAGCCGAAGACAAUAUCGUCACUGGAGAUGUUCAUCCAACCCGCUCCGUGGAAGAUGAUGUGCUUCCAGAGACAUCGACACUCGGUCGAACAUUGACUUGGCAGAGUGCAUAUAUCCUCGUCAUCUCAAGAGUCAUAGGCAGCGGUAUCUUUGCCACCCCAGGCGCAAUCCUUCGCUCGGUCGGUAGCCCAGGCCUGUCACUGCUGCUCUGGUUUAUCGGUGCUAUCAUUGCUGGCUGUGGUCUAAUGGUUUCGCUCGAAUUUGGAUCGAUGCUGCCGCGAUCCGGAGGCGACAAAGUUUACUUGGAGUUUACGUAUCGACGACCACGCUUCCUCGCUUCAACACUCAUCGCCAUUCAUGCUGUUCUCUUGGGAUUUACGGCGAGCAAUUGCAUUGUCUUCAGCGAGUACUUGCUCUUUGCGUUUGGCGGCCAAAAUCCCAGCGAUCUUCUCCGAAAAGGCCUCGCAAUUGCAUUGCUGACCACUGUCACGAUCAUUCAUGGUUGCUUCCCACGCUUCGGCGUCAAGCUGCAGAAUAUCCUUGGCUGGGUCAAAGUAGGCCUUGUUGUUUUCAUGAUCUUCUCCGGUAUUUAUGUCGUCUUGUUUCGACCAUCGACCGAAGCAGCGCGAACCUCCGCGACCCUCUCAUGGGGAAAUCUCUGGGAGGACACGAACUGGAACUGGGGGGUUAUUGCAACGUCCCUUUUCAAAGUAUUCUACUCCUAUAACGGUCUCGACAACGCCAACUACGUUCUCAAUGAGGUAAAAGAUCCGGUGCGGACACUGCGAUCAGUUAUGAUGGCUGCUUUGACAACUGCAUGCGGGCUAUACGCCCUCAUCAAUGUGGCGUAUUUCCUCGUUGUACCCAUCGAGGAUAUCAAAGAAAGCGGAGAGCUCAUUGCGGCUCUUUACUUUACAAGGAUCUUCGGCGAAGGACUUGGCAAAACAGUCCUUCCACUAGCUGUUGCUUUGAGCGCUGGAGCCAACGUUCUCGUCGUUGCCUUCUCUGCAGCUCGUACCAAACAGGAGAUUGCCAGGCAAGGCUUCCUGCCAUUUUCUGACAUACUCUCUUCGACAAGGCCGUUCAAUUCACCUUUAGGCGGAUUACUGGUUCACUAUAUCCCAUCGUUUCUCGUCAUUGCUCUUCCCCCGACAGGGGAAGUCUAUUCCUUUAUACUCGAAGUCGAAGGAUAUCCUGGGCAGUUUCUUGCGUUGGCUGUUGGGUUUGGACUUUUGUGGCUACGAGCGAAGCGACCUGAUCUCAAGAGGCCUUUCAAAGCAUGGAUACCUGCAGUCUUGUUGCGGAUCGGGUUGAGUUUGGCUCUUUUAGCUGCACCAUUCUUCCCACCCGACACCAAGCCGGUAAACGGAUUGUUUCAUGCGACUUACGCAGUUGUUGGGGCCAGCAUUCUUGGUGCUGGGGUUGUUUACUGGUAUUUCUGGAUAGUUCUUAUACCUAAACUGCGCGGGUACAAGAUUGAAGAAUGCGAAGAGACUCUGAAGGAUGGUACAACUAUAACUAAGCUAGUACACUCUAGAUCUACAUCCUAG
Colletotrichum destructivum is the source of this 2184-nucleotide messenger RNA. Its product is annotated as Putative amino acid/polyamine transporter I. Gene Ontology annotation, cellular component: membrane. The record is from RefSeq and is a predicted model, not a curated record. The coding region runs from base 346 to 2184 and encodes 612 amino acids. The transcript is spliced from 3 exons. Gene Ontology annotation, molecular function: L-amino acid transmembrane transporter activity. NCBI's taxonomy places the organism in Eukaryota, Fungi, Ascomycota, Sordariomycetes, Glomerellales, Glomerellaceae. Gene Ontology annotation, biological process: amino acid transmembrane transport.